Annulohypoxylon maeteangense is the source of this 5314-nucleotide messenger RNA. RefSeq lists its product as uncharacterized. The record is from RefSeq and is a predicted model, not a curated record. Lineage: Eukaryota; Fungi; Ascomycota; Sordariomycetes; Xylariales; Hypoxylaceae. The coding region runs from base 412 to 4692 and encodes 1426 amino acids. The transcript is spliced from 3 exons.
AUCGACUGGGCUAACUGGACGGCACCUACCAACAAGAAGAAGAGCAAGAAGGGGAAAAAUGUCGAGGAAUCCAAAGGACCGGACCCAAUACCUGAUCCAGUACCCGAGCCCCCAUCCGAGCCUGAAAAGAAGGAUGGUGAUUUGGGCGGUGGUGCUUGGGGUAUAACCGCGACAUCCACCAAAAAGAAAGACAAGAAAGGUAAAGUCAAAGAACUAGAUCCCAUACCAGAACCUGCCCCCAUCCCCGAGAAGGAAGAUGACCUCGCUACUUGGAACGCCCCCGUCUCUAAGAAGGAGAAGGAGAAGAAAAAGAAAAAGAAUCUCGUUGAAGAGGACCCCCCCAAAGAACCCGAGCCUGAGCAUGAACCUGAACCCGAACCCGAGCCUGCGAAAGAUGAAGCGGAGGAUUUCAUGUCCUUCACAAUUACAUCGAAGGGAAAGAAGAAGAAAAAUAAGGCCAUUAUUGAGCCCGAUCCAGAACCGGCACCACAACAGGAACCUAUCAAGGAAGAAAAACCUGCAGAAGAGGAGUUCUCUACAGUACUCGGCACUUCCUUGAAGAAAGAUAAGAAAAAGCAGAAAAAAGGUGCUGCUGAAGAGAUUCCCCUUAAACUGGAACCAUUACCCGAGCAGAAGAUAGAUGACUGGGCGACCACUUGGGAUACCUCUACUGCUAAAAACGGGAAAAAGAAGAGUAUUUUAGAUGAGCUGUCUCUAAAAGAAUCGGAGCCACCUUCCACCCUCGAUGAUGAUCCGUGGGGUUCAAGCCUCCCAAAGAAAGAGAAAGAAAAGGAGAAAAAGAAGAAGGUUAAAACCACUACUCCUAUCGAUGAAAUUGCCGAGGAAAAAGGACAGGAAUCAUCAGCCCCGGAACCAGAACAGGAGUCGGCUCGUCGACCCGCUACUGAGGAACAUAGUUCUAGUGUAUGGAGCUUCUGGGGGGCAACUAAGAAACCUGUUAAGAAGACGAAGGAGGAGUCUCCACCUCCGCCGACUGAAGAGGGUGAUGGUUGGCUGAACUGGAGCAAGAAGAAAUUGAAGGCUUCGACCGCUCUAGUUGAACUCGACAAAGAAUCGGAUGACCACGAAGAUCUACUACCCGCUGUACCGGAAGCACCUAAUGCUGUGGAAGGGGACGAUUUUUGGAAUAGUUUUGGUACUGACAAGAACAAGUCCCAAAAUAAUAUUAUGCCUGAUUCAAUCGAGGAACCCAAGAAUGAUGACAUCUGGGGUCUUGCUCCUAGCUCAAAAAGGGACAAAAAGAAAAAAGGAAGCAAGAAUGUUCCAGUCGAGAUUGAGAACGGCUCUCAUCUAAAUGGCGUCAAACCAGACUCUGUCGAAGAAGGCAAAGGGCUCGACGACGAUUGGGGUUGGGGGAGCUUAAAAAAGGGCAAUAAGACAUCUCCACCUCCAGCGCCUACUCCACCUUCAUUAGCGAUGAGCCUAUCCGGCCAAGAACUCGAAGAAAACGUCUGGGAUGAUACGAAGGCCGAGGAUGAUGAGAAGGCAGCAGCUGAAGCAGCAGCAUUAGCGGCUGAGGUUGCUGCUGAAGAGGAGGAGCUUGCUGCGCUAACGGCUAAAGCCACGAAGAAGAGGAAGAAAUUCUCAAAGAGCGACCAAAAGAGAUUCGACGAGCUUACCGAGAACGCCAAACGUCGCGCAGGAGAGAAGGCUGCUAAGGAAGCGGAAGAAGCGGAAGAAGCGGCGCGACACGAAGCCGAGGAGAAAGCGGCAGCCGAGGCCUUGGAGGCGGAAGAGAAGGCCGCCGCAGAAGCUCGUGAGGCUGAAAUGAAUGCUGCGGCAGAGGCACUUGAAGCUGAGAUUGCUGCCGAAGAAGAGGAAAUCGCUACGCUAACGGCGGCCAAAAAUGAGAAAAAGAAGAAAUUUAGCAAGAGAAACCAGAAGAGACUCGACGAACUUCUUGAGAAAGCCCAGGCCCGUGCUGAUGAGAAGGCCGCUCUUGAGGCGGACAAAGCCACACAGGAAGAUGAGGAGGAAGAGGGAGACGAAGAAGCGGAUGAAUUAGCAGCACAGGAAGCUGAGGAAGAGGCGGCACGAGCGGCCGAAGAGGAGGCGGCGCGCGAAGCAGAGGAACAAGCUGCUCAGGCAGCCGCAGAGGCAGCUCGCGAAGCUGAAGAACAAGCUAAGCGUGAACGUGAAGAGGCCGAGGCCGCUGCCAAGAAGAAGUCGAAGAAGAGUUCUAAGACGGAAGAGAAGAAGUCCAAGUCCAGUAGUAAAGAUAAACUUUCCAAGAGAGAGCAGAGGGAGAAGGAGCAGAGAGAGAGGGAGGAGAAAGAGAGAGAAGAGAGAGAGAAGGAAGAAAAGGAAAGGGAAGAGAAAGAAAAGGAGAAUCGCAGGAGCUUUGACGACGACGACGACCUCGAUCUUGACAAUAUCGACCUAGCUCCCGAACAAGUAGAUGAGCUCUUAUCGGGCUUCGCAUCGCCUCCUAAGCCGUCACCCCCACCCGUCAAAUCGGACGCAUUUUCUUUCUGGGGUUCUAGGGCUAAGGCUAAGAGCCCGUUACCCGAUCAGUUUCUCGAAGAUGCGACGGCCGAGGACGCGCCAUCAUCCUACAAAGCUACCACAACUGACGACGAUUGGAUGAAACCUAAAAAGACCAGGACUAAAGGUAGUAAACUUUCCGAGAAGCUAAAGAAAUUCGAGCCAGCCAAAGAAAACGAAGACGAUGAUCUGAUUGAUGCGCUGGCUGCUCCGCCGCCAAAACCACGUGUUCCUGUCGCGCCAUCUUCCGAAGAAAGGUCCUCCAAAGAUCUGUUUCCCGGAGCUUUCCCAGAUGAACAAGACGAGAACGAAAUUGUCGAAAUUGUUGAUAUGGCGCCGGUAGAGAAGAAAAAGAAGAGCAAGAAGAACAAGUCUAAGGCUGUAGAGAUACCCCCGCCUCCCGAAGUACCCAUUCCACCACCGGCAGCGCCCGAAGAGGAGCCUGAGGAGCCCGAAGCGCCCCCAACGCCUCCUCCGGAGAAUAGAUCGUCUAAGAAAGAGCGACCAAAGAUAAGUCGCGAUGCGGGCGCGUCGUGGGGUGUAUGGUCAGCGACACCUCGUAAGGAGGAGAAGAAGCCCAAGCCAAGGUUUGAAGAGAAGAGACCUAGGAGAGAGAAAGAGAAAGACAAGUCAUCUUCUUCGAAGGGCUCAUCAUCCGAUAGGGAUAAUAGGGCAGAAGAGCGCCCAGAAAAGAAGUCUGCGUCAAUUUCUAAGCAUCAGCGCACAAACAGCCUAUUUCAAAGCACCCCGCCUAUUUCUCGCUCCAUGUCAACCCGGGAGAAGCGCCCCCCCAUGAGCAAAUCAAGUUCACGUCGUCAAUCAGUCGAGAUGACAAGUGGUCUAGCGUCGCCUCCGCCCGAAGAAAUGCCCGCGAUGUCCUCUAAGGCUGCGAAAAUCUUUGGCAUUGACAAGAGCCAAAAGACUCGCACCCGCAAGAUCUCUAAUCCGCGCUCCCCGGACGAGGAAGAUAUCGUUAUGGUCGGAGCUGCCGAACCGCCUUCAAGCCCCGAAAAGCCAACUCGUAGGCGAACAAGGAUAAAGACAGAGGAUGAAGUUAUCAUGACCGAUGGAUACCCUGCCGAACCAACACCUCUCAAACGAUCGAACUCGAGCGCUAAAAAAGGCUUUGCGGGCCUAUUCGGAGGACUUAAGGCUCCGCGCUCCGAAGCACGACCCGAAGCACCACGUCGCCGCAGCACAUAUUAUACUACAGAUGACGACGUUAGGCCUGAUAAGAGGCCUCGGCGAUCUGUGCGUGAUGCGCGGGAUUAUCAUACUGUGGAGGUUGACGCGGCAGAUGAGGAAAGGGAAGCUCGCCGUGCGGCUCGUCGCCAAAGGAGGGCCGAAGAAAAGGCCGCCGAGGAGGCACGUCUCGCAAAAGAGGAAGAGAGGCGCGAAAGGCGUAGGAGACAAGAAGACGAAGCUGAAGCACGCAAGCAGGCUGAGCGCGAGGUUCGACGAGCCGAACGUAGAGCUGCCCGAGAACGUGAGGCGGAGCGCGUUGCAGCCGAAGCUAAAGAGGUUGAGAGAGCCGAAAGGCGUCGACAACGCAGGCUUGAGAAAGAAGCUGCUGCCGCCGAAGAAGCGGAAGCUGAAGCUCGACGCGCAGCUCGAUCCGAACGACGGCGAGCGCGGCAUGUCGAGGCCUCCGAAGAUGAGGAGGAGCGUAGACGGAGAAGACACGAAGCCAGACGCGCCGAGGAAAAGGCCAGCCGGAGACGCACGAUGCCGGCUGACGAGUAUGUCUACCCCCCGGAAAGAACUUCACGAUUCGCGGUCGACGAACGUAGGCGAAGCAAACCUGCCGCUUGGCCGCAUUCAGGUACGGAUUCUUGGGUGAAGGAGCAUUCUGAUGCUGGACCACCCCCUGAAGACGGUGGCCCUGUCAACGACCCACCUCCGAUGGAAGAUGACGAAGAGGCCCGCCGGGCUGCUCGCCGAGCUGCUCGUCGCCGCGCAAAGUAUGGUGAUGUCGAGGCUGAGGUGGACGAUGACCGAAGGCGUCGUCGCGCACGCCGCGAGGAACGGGACCGUCGCGAAGAACGAGACCGCCGCGAGGAGCGAGACCGCCGAGAUCGUCGCGUAGGUGGCUCGGAUGGUAGCGGUGGAGCUGGAGGACCGCGUGAGGCCGUGUUCACCGACUCCACGCCUCGAAGCAGCUGGUGGAAGAAGCUCACUGGUGCUUAAAGGUUCGAAAUUUUGGUUAGCGGGGCGUGGCCUCCUAAUUGGCCGUUGGAGUAAUAUGUCAGAUGUGUCUCUGCUCAAUUCGUUGCUCGAAAGCAUUAUUCGGGCUUGUAACAUUCUUCGGAUUGGCUUUCAUGCCAUCUUCGUAUAUCCUCAGGGAUACUAACUCCCUAUCGUUGCCCUUGUUUUUGUCUCAACUAUGGGGUUCACGAGUUUUGAGGGUUUUUUUCGAUUGUAUUGUAUAACGUGGGAUGUAUAGUGUUUGGUUAUGCUCAGUGUGUACGAGUGACGUGGCAAGGCUGAGCGGGAUGGGGGAAGCAACAUAGAUUGGGGAUUGGACGAAGCCGGUUCCAUUCUACCCCAGACGACACCCCGACCCUACCCGAUUGGAUGACAUUUAUAUGAUUUUACAUAUCUAUCAUGUACGUUGGGAAUGACAUAAAGCAGGAGUUUUUUUGAUUGAUACACAUGUGGUUUGAGCGAUACAAAAUCGAUAUACCCCCCCACACCUAACCUACAGCCUCGCGAUCUAUAUCGGGUACGGAUUAAUUUAAGUCAGCAUAGCGUAGCAUAGCAUCACUCGUUAUAUACCUAGGGAUCAGGAAUAAUGAAUGGAUUUCAAUCA